Brassica rapa (field mustard) is the source of this 1953-nucleotide messenger RNA. RefSeq names its product heat stress transcription factor A-7a. Gene Ontology annotation, biological process: DNA integration; regulation of transcription by RNA polymerase II; cellular response to heat. The record is from RefSeq and is a predicted model, not a curated record. Gene Ontology annotation, cellular component: nucleus. Gene Ontology annotation, molecular function: RNA polymerase II cis-regulatory region sequence-specific DNA binding; DNA-binding transcription factor activity. Lineage: Eukaryota; Viridiplantae; Streptophyta; Magnoliopsida; Brassicales; Brassicaceae.
AAAAAGAAAUCCAAUUAUGUCACUGACCAACCGGUUUAGACCACAAACCAAAUGUCUCUAGAUGGACCGACUACCACGUCAACAUAAAAACCAGUUAGAAACAACCAGCGAAUUGUCAUUUCAUACAAUGUUGUCGAGUUUUAUAUUCGCAGAUAAGUAAAAAGUAAGAUGAUGGGUAGGUACCCACGUGAAAACCAGACCGUACAGUCGUCAAACUAUUGAAGUUCGAGAAGUUUCGAACCCACCCGUUCUCUCUUCGCAUUCAUUGUUCCGGAACUUUCGAAAUCUCUAAGUUGAGAGUACUAUAUUAUUAUCUUUAUCUUAUUUUAAUCAAUUUAAUAUCGUCACUAACUUUCUCACUCUUCUUAUUUAAGCCACCUCGCAUCGCUUACGUGGAGAUUACCUUCCCUCCUUUCCUUCUUCUCUACCCAACUGCCAUCAACGAACUUAAACCGGCCAGCCGCACAAGACCCAUUCUCCUCUAGAUUUUUAUCAAACCAACCCAAGUCAUUGAUCCAAGAUUGUUGUUUUUUUUUUCUUAAUUUUCGAUUUGGGUUUCCAGAACUCGAUGAAUCCGUUUCAGCUCCAAGAAGGUGAUCCACCACCAAAACCAGUCGAAGGGUUGCACGAAGUCGGUCCACCACCGUUUCUAAUCAAGACAUUCGAGAUUGUGGAGGAUCCAAACACAGACCACAUCGUAUCUUGGAACAGAGGAGGCACUAGUUUUGUCGUUUGGGAUUUGCAUUCUUUCUCAACGUUUCUUCUCCCUCGACACUUCAAACACAGCAAUUUCUCGAGUUUCAUCAGACAACUCAACACUUAUGAGCAUACUCAGGGCUUGAUGAUUGGUAGAGGUUCUGUGAUUCACAAUCUAUACAUUCUUGAUCAACAAAUGCUUUCUCCGUCGUUGAACUUCUGUGGAUCCUUGAAGGUUGAUGGUUCUCUUUGGCAUCAACGCCUCGGACAUCCAUCUUCUGCCAAGUUACAACAUCUCUCUGCUGAUAUUGCUUUAGAUAAGUCUUCUUUACUCGAACAUGCUAGUUGUCCUGUUUGUCCAUUAGCUAAGCAACGUCGUUUACCUUUUCCUCAUAAAAAUAACAUGUCUAAGGAACCAUUUGAUCUUAUUCAUAUAGACACUUGGGGUCCUUUUAGUGUUGAGUCUGUUGAGGGUUACAAGUACUUUCUUACUAUUGUAGAUGAUCAUACUCGUGUAACGUGGAUCUAUAUGAUGAAAUAUAAAAGUGAUGUUUCUGUUAUCUUACCAUCUUUUGUUAAGCUUGUGCGCACUCAAUAUAAGGUUAAUAUCAAAAUGAUUCGUAGUGAUAAUGCUCAAGAACUUGCCUUUUCAAACCUGAUAAGAGAGAAUGGUAUUAUGCAUCAAUUUUCAUGUGCUUACACUCCUCAACAGAACUCUGUUGUUGAGCGUAAGCAUCAGCAUCUCUUAAACGUUGCACGUGCAUUAAUGUUUCAAUCUAAUGUGAUUACCAUUGUUCUCUCAUUUCUAUGGAUUCUUCUUUGAAAAACCACUAUGUUGCUAAUAUCAUUUCCUCUCCUUCAUCUGAACCACUCUAUCCACUUUCCUCUGUUCUCUCAUAUGAUAACAUUUCCUUUUCUUUCAAAGAUGCUGUCCUUACCUGUUCUCUUGAGACAGUACCUACAUCUUUUAAGCAAGCCGUGAAGUCUGAGUUUUGGACAAAAGCAAUGAAUGUGGAGUUUGAGGGAAUGGAUCGUAAUGAGACUUUCACUGUUGUUUCUCUGCCCCCGGGUAAAAAUGUUGUGGGUUGCAGAUGGAUUUAUACGAUCAAAUACAAUGCAGAUGGCACUGUGGAGAGACCGAAAGCACGCCUUGUUGCUAAAGGAUAUACACAACAAGAGGGUCUUGAUUACACAUAUACCUUCUCUCCAGUGGCUAAAAUGACUAGUGUGAAGCUUAUUCUCAGUCUUGCAGCUUCA